Hyla sarda is the source of this 3900-nucleotide messenger RNA. RefSeq lists its product as uncharacterized. The coding region runs from base 1 to 3900 and encodes 1299 amino acids. Gene Ontology annotation, biological process: DNA integration; DNA recombination. Lineage: Eukaryota; Metazoa; Chordata; Amphibia; Anura; Hylidae. Gene Ontology annotation, molecular function: DNA binding. The record is from RefSeq and is a predicted model, not a curated record. The transcript has 5 exons.
AUGCACUACAUGUUGUUCAACUGUUGGUCCCUAGAACGGACUAAUUCAGACGGCGCACAGACUAUAUACUCCACCGCUUAUUGCAGCACUGGAGCCGCUGGAAAAGUAGCCCACUCCGACUCGGAACACAUGAAGACACACUUCAAAUCCAGUGCUGCUAUAAAAGGAGGCAGCGCAAACCAGCCCUUAAAGAGAGGGGAGGGUCCUUCCCUGGAUGCAGCACAAUUUAUGACUGCCACCCAGAUCCAGGACUUAAUUAAUAAGUCAGUCCAAGCGGCCCUGGCCUCAUCCAUAAUGCCCUCUGGCCUGCAACAACAGGUUACCAAUAUCUCGGCUCCCCUUCAUGGCGGAGACCCACAUGUAAAAAAGGGCAAGGCUUCCCAUAAAAGGAAGCACACCUCUGACUCCCCGGCAGGGGAAGAUAAUAACAUGCUCCAGACAGCCCCUACCCCGGUCUGUCAACCCCAGCAUCCCUCUGACUCCGCUCGACCCCUGGGCCUCGGGGAGUUACAUGGCAAGAGGCGUAAGUCCGCUAAGCGCACUAAACCCGACUCCUAUGUAGACUCCUCUACUGAGGACUCUUCGGGUUCAUCUAAUGAGUCUGAGGACUACGAGUCAGACCCAAAUGUUGAACAGGAUGCUGGGGAUACGGCGCUCGUCACCGACGCCAACCCUGCCAUGCAGGGCAAUGUUGUCCUGGAUUCCACAGGAGAGCCCCUUUUUCACCCAGACGCGAUCUCCCAUCCGAGAUCAGGCGACUGGUCUCCACUUCCCCAUGUGGCCCAAUAUGUAGAGCUCUGGGCUCGUAAAUCCCUGGAUAGGUCCAGCCGCAAUAAGCUCAGGGCAGAAUGCCCUAGACCCUUUAUCCCCAAUAAGGUGGUGGCUACCCCGGAGGUGGACCCCAUCCUGAUGAAAUACCUAUUAAAAUCGGGUAAAUUUCCUAAGAAGGGAAUAGAACGUUCCUUCAAAACCAUACAGGAGCGUAUCCUGGAUUUAAUGGGUCCACUCACUAAGAUCCUUAAUUUAGCCGAGCAUGCUGCGGCGUCUGAGGAACCCGUGGACGUCCGUCAGCUACGCGGCUGGGCCCAGAGAGCCAUUUGCCUGAUAAGGCCCAAACUUCCCUUAAAAAAUCGGGGUCCAGUAAUAUUUUUCCCCGGGCCGGCAGAAGUAGAGGCCGAUCUGCCGGCCGUUCUGCUCCCUACAGGCCACAGGGCAGACCAGUGGCCCAAUACCAGUAUUCCCAGGCCCCUCCUUCCUACACCGUUCCAGUGGUCCAACCAUCCCCAUUCUUCCCUCCUCGUGGUCGACCCUGGAGAAGUCGUGGCGGACGUGGAUACCCCCGCUCCCGUCCUUCUACCGGUGAGUGUACCAUACAGACCACUUUCUCAUAUACCUGUGGGGGGGCGACUGAUGUAUUUUACCCAAGCCUGGUCUGCGAUUACGGCAGACGUGUGGGUCCUUCAGACAGUGGCGGGGUUUCACCUAGAACUCCAGUCCUUACCGGUUCUGGGAGUAAUUCCAGCCCCUAUCCGGUUCUCGGAGCAAAACGCGAUCCUCAUAGACAACGAGGUGCGAGAUCUCCUGUCCAAACAUGCGAUCAUGGAGUCCGACCAAUCUUCCCUAGGGUUCAUAAGCAACCUCUUCCUAGUAAGGAAGAAAGGGGGCGGCUACCGCCCGGUCAUAAACCUGAGAGGCCUAAACCAACAUGUCAUGUAUCGCCAUUUCAAAAUGGAGGGAAUUCACUCACUCCGGGAUCUCUUGCUGCCAGGAGACUGGCUGGUGAAGGUGGACUUGAAGGACGCCUACCUUACCGUUCCCAUACACCCGGAGUCACAACAGUUCCUCCGUUUUCUUUGGAGGGGCAGAUUGUGGCAGUUUACGUGCCUUCCGUUCGGCCUAUCAUCCGCCCCGUGGUGUUUCACCAAACUGAUGAAACCGGUGGUGGCGGCUCUGAGGAGCAGGGGGGUUCGUCUGAUCAUUUACUUAGACGACCUUCUUAUCAUGGCCCGAUCCAAAUCUCAGGCCUCCCUUCACAUGUCGUGGACAAUAUCGUUGCUUCAUACUCUAGGCUUCGUGGUCAACCGAGAAAAGUCGGUUCUCGUCCCGGCUCAGGAAAUGGAGUUCCUGGGUUUCUUGGUGGACACCAAUCGCGCACUACUGCGGCUCCCCAAGUCCAAACUAGCCCUGAUCCGCAAAGAAAUCAAGGCGGUUUUGCGCAAAGGAUGCUUGUCAUUAAGGAUUCUGGCGCGCCUGGUGGGGCUCCUAGCGGCUUCCAUCCAGGCCAUCUUUCCGGCCCCUCUGCACUACCGAGCCCUUCAGAGGCUCAAGAUCUUACAUCUGCGCCAGGGUCUCAGGUACGCGGACAAAGUACCCCUCUGUCCGGCGGCUACCGAGGAGUUACAUUGGUGGCUUCGUCAUGCGGUCGAGUGGAAUGGCAAGGCCAUUUUCAACCCGCGUCCGGACGUCAUCAUAGAGUCGGACGCGAGCCGUCUUGGCUGGGGCGCUCGAUGCGGGGAGAUUUCCACAGGAGGGACUUGGUCCGCAUCGGAAGUCGACCUGCACAUCAAUGCACUGGAGCUUCUGGCGGCUUUCUUUGCCGUCAAGAGCUUCAUGCCUCGUUCGUCCAACUGUUGUGUGUUAUUACGCAUGGACAACGUGGCGGCGGUUCAGUACGUCAACCGCUUGGGGGGUACCAGAUCCAAGAUCCUGGCAGACCUGGCCAAGGAAUUUUGGCACUUUUGCCUAGCUCGCAACAUUAUCCCGGUAGCGGAGUACAUUCCAGGGGUCUCCAACACGGUGGCCGAUUGGAAUUCUCGCUACCUUCUCGAUUCCAGCGACUGGCGCCUGGACCGUUCAAUUUUUCUGCAGUUGCUUCAUCUUUGGGGCCCGUUAGGCGUGGAUCUUUUCGCUUCUCGUCUCAACCACCAACUGCCUCGUUUCUUCAGCUGGAGACCGGAUUCGGAAGCGUCUGCGGUAGACGCUCUCCGCCUCCUCUGGCCGAGGGGAACUCACUAUGCCUUUCCUCCUUUCCAGUUGAUCCCCAGGGUCCUCUUGCAUACGACGAACCAGAGGGCGACGGUUGUGCUGAUCACACCUUGGUGGCCGACACAACCAUGGUUCCCUCUUCUUUUGGGGAUGAUCGUGGAUUAUCCCCGACUGUUACCCCAAGUUCCUCACCUUCUCACCAACCCGGCCGGGAACCUCCAUCCCCUGGUGAUGGAGGGCAACCUGCCUCUCCUAGCGUGGUAUCAAUCGACCUGGGAUGUCUCCAGGUUGCUCGAUAUGUUUGCCUCAUGGGUGGACAAUGACGACCUUUCCCUGAAACUGUUGUCUUAUAAACUGACGGUCCUUCUUUGUUUGGUAUCCAUCAAACGUUUCUCGGACGUGAAAGCUUUGGAUAUCUCUAGGCGACAAUUUUCGCCUCAGGGAGUCAAAUUCUCGGUGGUCCGUAGGACCAAGACAGGUAUUCACUCGGUUUUUUACCCGUUUUUUCCCGCGCAUCCACGGCUUUGCGUGGUUCGUUGCUUACAGGCGUACGAAUCACAGACGGCGGAUCUGCGCUCUCCGGAUUUUUCUCAGCUCCUGGUCUCAUAUGUCAGACCACAUCAUCCAGUUUCCUCCGCUACUCUAGCACGCUGGGUGCGGUCUGCCAUGGAGAUGGCAGGUAUAGAUGUGUCUCUGUUUGGAGCUCACUCUUCCAGGGGCGCUAUGGCUACGAAAAUCGUCACAUCAGGGGGCUCCCUCUCUGACUUAUUGAUGGCGGCCGAUUGGUCUUCGGAGACCACCUUUCGCCAUUUCUACUUCAGGCCGGAGGACCACGUGUCUAUGAUAUUGAAAGCAGUGGCGGUUUUCCUGAGUUCGGAUGACCUGUUUGGUUCCUGUUAUUUGGUUCCUCUAUAG